Molecule: messenger RNA, 564 nt
Organism: Phycomyces blakesleeanus NRRL 1555(-)
Lineage: Eukaryota; Fungi; Mucoromycota; Mucoromycetes; Mucorales; Phycomycetaceae
Product: helix-loop-helix DNA-binding domain-containing transcription factor
Exons: 1
Coding region: 132-539 (135 amino acids)
Molecular function (GO): protein dimerization activity
Source: RefSeq, a predicted model, not a curated record
GAGAAAUCUAUCCUCAGAGUCUAUCGAGUAGUCGCUCAAGCCUCUCUAGUGAGUCAAGCGACAACUCUUCCUCAUCAAGAUCCUUGCCGCCCUUGACACCCUCACUGUAUACCGGUGUUCCUCUACCACCCAUGUCUCUCCCAGUCCUUGUUCCAGCUUGGUCCGUGCGUCCACGAGACACCCCUCAAGUAUUUCCAUCUGCCAGUCCAAAUAUUCGAAUGAAGGCUAGCGAAAGAGAACAAAAGCGCCGGUUAUCUCACAGUGCAAUCGAAAAGCGACGGCGAGAGAGAAUGAAUGACAAGAUCAAGCAACUAAAGAACAUGAUUCCCUCGUGUCGACCUGAUGGUGCAGGUCCUGUUAUGGCAUCAAUGUACCAACCCAUCCACAAACUGUCUGUUCUCCAAGCUGCAAUUGAUUAUAUUGGCCAGCUUCAUCAACAGAUCCAGGAUUUAUCCACCAAUACCCAAGAAACAUCAUCAUCAUCAUCAUCAUCUUCUUCUUCUUCAGCAUCCUCAUCAUCAUCUUCAUUAUUAUUAUAAACAUAAAAAAAUCAUUCAUUCAUUC